Molecule: messenger RNA, 1227 nt
Organism: Symbiodinium natans
Lineage: Eukaryota; Dinophyceae; Suessiales; Symbiodiniaceae
Source: the annotation of a GenBank genome assembly
AUGCUCAACAGGAGACAGGAUGACAGAGGCAAAUGUCAUACGUGGCAUCUGGAGAUUCUAAUUUCCCUUAUUCAGACCUGCACAAAUGUCACCAGCCCAAUGUCCGACGGACGGCGUAACUAUCCCCGCGGCUCAUCGGGAGGCGUCCUUCGUCCCGGAGUUCAUGUCAUCAUCCACGGGAUAAGAUCCGUCCGCGAGCUGAACGGACAGGAAGGCACCUGCUUGGCUUGGUUGCCAGAGAAGGGCCGCAUCCAUGUACAGCUCGAGAAGUCCGUCAAAGCUUUACGACCCGCCAAUCUCAAAGUGGUGCAGCCACCAAGAGACACCAAUGCGAUGUUGGAUCGGGUCCUGGAGGUAUUUCAGAGCUACGACAGCAAUGGCAAUGGAGUCCUUGAGCUGGACGAGUUUGAGAGAUGUCUGGCUGGCAUUGGUCUGGGAAAGGAGUACAUCACCGCCUUUCAGCUUGCCAUGGACAAAGAUGGUGACUUUGUUGUCGACUACGCUGAAUUCUCUCGUUGGGCUUUAGGUUCUGAAGUUCCUGGGACGCACAAAACAAGGUUGGAGCUGUACUGGCCACAGAAAGGCCCCAAGGCUGCUGCCGAGCAUGUUGACGACGAUGACACAGUUCCAGAUGCAGACGUACAGCUCACAGAGCAAGACAUCGAGAGGAUAAUAAAGAAGAAGCUACCCGAAGAGUGGCCUGCACAUGGGAUGAAGAUCGUGAACAAUGCACGCUCCCGGUUUCCGAACUACCCAAUUGAAGGCAUUGUAUGGUCGAUGAGGCGGAAUGACUACAUUGGCGGCAAAGUUCUGGCAGACAUUCGGUCAACAGGAGCAAGAGAGGUUCAUGUUUGCCAGACGACACUGCUGUUGGCAAACGCGCAGGAUACUUUUCCCGCCGUCUACCGGAACAUUUCUCCGGAGGGCGACCUGUUUGUCUACUCUUCAGCAGAACUGGAACUGGGGCCUCUUUUCGCAGGGAUGAGGGAUCGCAAGUUGUCUGCGAUGGGCAUGAUUCGGGCAGGAGAACUGUUCACAGUCUAUGAGGUAAGGCAAGGGAUUGAGUACGGGUUUUGUUUCGGCCGCAUCAAGUUCAAGGGCCAGGAGAAUCCUGCAACGUGGGUCGUGCUGGGCCUUCUCAUUGAACCUGCAGGCAUCAAAUUCACCACGAAGGACCGCAAGCCUGAAGAACUAACGUUUUCAGACGCUGAGCGAGUUAACGUCUAA